Gavia stellata (red-throated loon) is the source of this 1512-nucleotide messenger RNA. Its product is annotated as interstitial collagenase-like. Lineage: Eukaryota; Metazoa; Chordata; Aves; Gaviiformes; Gaviidae. Gene Ontology annotation, biological process: extracellular matrix organization; collagen catabolic process; proteolysis. Bases 1 to 1512 code for a protein of 503 amino acids. Gene Ontology annotation, molecular function: zinc ion binding; metalloendopeptidase activity. Gene Ontology annotation, cellular component: extracellular matrix. The record is from RefSeq and is a predicted model, not a curated record. The transcript is spliced from 10 exons.
AUGAAGACAAAGAUUCUUCUUCUCCUUGGGUUACUGUAUGUUGCACGUUCUUGUGCUUUCCCAGUGGUUCCAGAAAAGGAAAAAGAAGAUGUGCAAUUUGCUAAGAAAUACCUGGAAAAUUUUUAUGAUUUUAAAGAAGAGAAAAAUUCUCUCUUUAAAUCAAAGAACCUCAAUCUCAUGGCUGACAAAAUCCGAGAAAUGCAGUCAUUCUUUGGGCUAGAGGUGACUGGGGAGCUGAAUCGUAAGACGCUGAACAUGAUGAAGCAGCCCAGAUGUGGAAUACCAGACAUCCAUUCAUACAGCACCUUCCCGCAGAGUCCUAGAUGGAAAAAAGAAGAUGUGACAUAUCGGAUUUUGAACUACACUCCAGAUAUGCUACAAGCUGAUGUAGAGGAAGCAAUUGCAAAAGCCUUUCAGCUCUGGAGCAGUGUCACCCCUUUGAGAUUCACCAGACUCUACAGUGGUCAAGCAGAUAUAAUGAUCUCCUUUGCAUCUGGAUUUCAUGGUGACUUCUAUUCCUUUGAUGGUCCAGGAGGAACUCUGGCUCAUGCCUACCCCCCCAGCAGUGGGAUAGGAGGAGAUGCUCACUUUGACGAAGAUGAAAACUGGACCAAAUUUACUACCUACAAUGGAUACAACUUAUUUCUUGUUGCUGCUCAUGAGUUGGGCCACUCACUAGGUCUUGGUCAUUCCAAUGUCUUCGGUGCUUUGAUGUAUCCUAUAUAUACGGCCAGGGAUACAAGGGACUACAGCCUUCCUCGGGAUGAUAUUGAUGGCAUUCAGGCCCUCUAUGGACCCCCCAGGGAAUCUCCUGCACUUCCAACAGAAGCUAUUCCCCCACAAGAACCAACUGAAAUGACACCUGCAGAAGCACCAACUGAAAUGUCACCCCGGGAAGAACCAACAGAAACAACACCCUCCAAAACACCCACAAGACCAGAUGACUGUGACCCCGAUUUGACUUUUGAUGCUAUCACCACUCUCCGUGGGGAAAUACUGUUCUUCAAAGGCAGCUAUGUCUGGCGCAAAAGUCCAUAUUUCUCAGGCAUUGAGCAUGACACCAUCUCCUCGUUCUGGCCGUCACUGGCAGCUGGUUUUGAUGCUGCUUAUGAGAUUGACAAGAAGGAUCAAGUAAUAUUUUUUAAAGACAACCAGUACUGGGCUGUGAGUGGCUACAGUAUAGAGCCAGGCUUCCCCCAGCCUAUUCAGAACCUGGGCUUCCCCACAAGUGUUGAGAAAAUCGAUGCAGCUGUUCAUGAUCAAAAUACCAAGAAAACCUAUUUCUUUGUAGGCAACAAGUACUGGAGUUUCAAUGAAAAUACCCAAUCAAUGGAAAGGGGAUAUCCAAGAAAAAUAGCAGCUGACUUCCAAGGAAUUGGCCACACAGUUGAUGCUGCCCUUCAGAAAAAUGGACAUUUCUACUUUUUCCAUGAAUCAAACCAAUAUGAGGUUGACAUCAAGAACAAGAAACUCAUCCGUACAAUGAAGAGCAACAGCUGGUUUAAUUGCUAA